Molecule: messenger RNA, 6500 nt
Organism: Anastrepha obliqua
Lineage: Eukaryota; Metazoa; Arthropoda; Insecta; Diptera; Tephritidae
Product: protein FAM135B
Exons: 10
Coding region: 1138-6270 (1710 amino acids)
Source: RefSeq, a predicted model, not a curated record
UUUAAAAGUUGGUGAAUUGUGUAAAAAUGUGAAUAUAUGAAAAUAUGAAAAAGUGAAGAAGUGCACGUACCUACGAAGAUAUGCCAAAGUGCGAAAUUGUGAGUGUUGGCAAGUGUAAAGCAGAGCUAAAUUGAAAAGCAGUAAAAUCGAAAGCGAUAGUCCGCAGUGGAAAUUGGGACGACGAGGACAGCAACGGAAGGAAAUUCACAUUCUUGUAUGUACGCAAAAACAACAGCAAAACGCAAAAGGUUCCUCUUUUGCGGUAAUGCCCUUCAGAGCCCUUUCAAGUUAAACUUUGAACUUACAAGCAUGCAAACUAUAAGGAAAUGUAUAUCAUGCAAAGCCAGAAAGGCUCAUUCUAUGUUGGUGAGUCAAAAAAAUCAAAAAAGGCGAAAGGUUUUGAGGACUGUACUCGUAUAUAUGCAAAGCGAAAUAUAGGGGAAGAGAAUUCCAAGUAACAAAAAGCGUAUUCGUCUUGCAUUAUUAAAAUUCCUUUCGUGUGCAGCCAAGAAGAAAACAUGACACAAAUUGCAAAACUCAAACCCCGCAAAACGCAGCCAAGCCAAAAUCAGCAGCAAUAGCCGGAGCAACUACAGAAACGCCAGCAACAGUAGCUUUUAAAUUUAGCAACGAAAAAAUACUGAGCUUAAGCACGCAAACUUAAAAGCUCACACAAAUUCAUGCACACCCCACUCGUACAGGCAAUCACAGAAUACCUCGCCUCGCUUUAAAGCGUCUACAAUUCUUGCACAUAACACUCGCUCCGAAAGAGGAGGACCUUUACAGUCGUUGUUGCGAUUUAUGUUAAGGACAAGUGGCGCCAUUUGCACAGUUCCUUCAUUCAUCAAGUCUCAACCGUACACAGCAACAAACAGCGCAACCAGCACCACCAGUGAGGACAGCCAGUAAAGUGGUAAGGCGGUACAGGCGGUUUGUAAACAGACGCAACCGCAACGUUUAACAAAGAUUCUUGGCAGCAUUCCACCCUUAUCCGGCUCCAAACUCAUGCUCUCCAACAUAGAGUUUUCAACGUCAGCAGAAUAAAAUAGUGCCGUAGGUGUUUUGCUGUUGCAACGCAACGCAAAAAGCGAGCGGCUUGGUACUUGAGGACGGUGACGUUGGUGUGCUCGACUCGGUAUGGGCGACCUGCAAGCAACAAUUGAAUUUUCCAUUGAGCUCUACAAAUUCUUCAAUGUUGACUUAUUUCAACGAGGCCUCUACCAGGUGCGCUGCGGCCUGCGCGUCUCACCACGACUUCCCGUCCAAGUGGAAACCAGCAUACCAGAUACACCGCAAAACAACGCACAUGCAUCGGAAAAUCACACACAAACGCAGACAGUCACCAACGGUGGUAACGGCGGCGAAAGCAGUGGCGGUGAUGGUGGUGAUGGGGAUGUGCUGCAAGAGCAGCGCGAGCAGCAGGAUGCGAUGCCAAGUAUGCUACAGAACGGCGGAAGCUUAUUGUCAGGAUCUGCAUGCAUAAUCAACGGUUGUGGUGCAUCGCGCGUUUUUCAGAUUCUCUACAGGAAUGAGGAAGUGACGUUACGUGAUGUCAUUCACUUUCGCACACAUUUGCUGGUCGACAGCCGUCACUUGAAGGAAUCCAUUGAACGGGCAGAAUUCUCAUUGCACUUGGAGUUGUGGUUUGGGGAACAAAACGGCAGCAGCUCAUUAUCAUUGGCCUCUACACGCACCUUACAGCUGAAUUUCCAUCCAGGUCGAGGGCUACACUACCAUUUGCCGGUGCUGUUCGAUUACUUCCACUUGGCCGCCAUUAGCGUUGGCAUCCAUGCCAGUUUGGUGGCAUUGCAUCAGCCCUAUAUAAAGAAAACACUUUUCCGUUACAUUAAACUCUGCGCCCCUAAAAGCUCGAAAGCUUGGAGCGGUAAACUAAACUGCCGAGGCAGCAUGUCCCCCGGUCCACUGGAGGCCGUCUUUUUCGGCCCCCAAAUUGUGGGUACCACCAAAUGUAGCGGCGGACCGGCUGGUCGGCUUUUGCAAUCGCGACAGAUACAUCAUGAAGUGUGCAGCCUGUUGUUGGGCGCCAUCGAGAAUCUGAAAGCGACCCUCAAUGAGUUUAGCACAGUGCUGACGAAAAGUAUGAUUAAUCAAAUCGGUUCGCCACCUUUACGAGAGAACGAUGCUUCUGAACGCUUGCAGCACUUAACCGAAGAAGCGAAGCUUCAUGACACCGAAGAAGACUUUGCCAUACGUGCCAAUUCCGACAUCGCUCAGCUGUGUGCCGAGUGCAUUAUGUACUGGCGGCGAGUAUUGCUAGCCUCUUCUCAAACCGCAGUGCACACCCUGCUUGCCAAGAAGCACCACAUCUUGCGAGUGCAACGUUUUGCCGAAGGUUUCUUUGUCAACGAAAACCCGCGUCAUUCUGCAGCUGGUUGCUAUGAUAGCAACUACCAAAACUAUGUAGCUAUAGCCGAAAUGGCGCGCCGCAGCCGGUAUUUACAGUCUUUGCCACCGUUGCCGGUACAUUGCACACCCAUUGAUGGGGACGCCAGCUCGUUACCAUUGAUAUUCGAAGACCGUUAUGUGGAGCCACCAAGCUAUACACGAAGGCGUCCCGGCAGCGAUCCGCAUUUGAAUAGUCACGAAAGUCUUGUGAGCUCUUGUGGCAGCGGUACAACCAAACCACCGCCUCCUCCUUGCAUGCUUGAUAAGACCCACUCGGUGAAUAGUUUGAGCGGGCGCAGUUCGAACUCUAAGGAAUGUGCUUGCACCGUAAAUUUCGAAUAUCAGAGUAGUCCUGGCUGCGUAGCGGGUGUUCUUACGCCACGCUUUGCAUUGGGUGGAGAAAUAUUGCAAGCGAGUUUAACUAUUGCGACGACGGCAGCAGCCAAAGCACCUGAUGCACUUUAUCAACGACAGAUGUCGCGUCACUCCGUAACAGGCCUACUCGAAGACGGUGACGAUACGGAGGCAACUAAGGAGUAUAAUUAUAAUAGUAGCGGCACAUUACCGGCGCGCCACAGCAAAUCUUUGGACCAACUAGACGGCACAGUUCACAGCACUCCCUCAUUGCGCACUCACAGCCAUACACAGCAACUGAACAUGCAUACUUCACAAACACAGUCAGAGUCUAAUUAUAAGCAUUUUAGUGAUGGCGCCAGUGCCUCCAGCUUAGCCAACAAAAUCGACCAGUCAAUGUCGCGUAAACAAAAGGCACAAGCCGAAGAUCUUAUGCGCAACAUUUCGGAGUUCCGACAGAAGUACAAAAGCUGUGAGGACGGCAAACGGUGUGAAUCGAAAUUGCAUUUGAGCAACAAUGGCACGCACGCCAACAAUUUAAGCUCGACUGGCUGCAGCCGAGCCGUCGUAAGCACUGUAAAUCACCAGCUCAGUAGCAAUAGCAACGAACGGGCGGGCAAAUUCGACUAUCUGCACGAGAUACGCAUGCUAAAUUCCCCAAAACAACUUACGCUUUGCUCGCAUUACAAUUCGCUACCAAAAUACAACGGGGAUGGUUUGAUUCCACCGAGAAACUCAUAUCCACCCAUUAAGUCUAAAACAAUGAAUGGCUGUUUAGAAAACGGUACUAAAGUUAUCUCAAAGUCCACGCAGGCAUCUACACAACAACAAAACACUAUACCGCGUAGUAGCUCUUCGCAAGCAUUGCGUCAAAAGUUCCCAGCCGAUACUAGCAUACAAACGAACUCGUCGUCGACUAUUCCGCGAUCAGUAGAAAUUGCACGAGUUCGGGUAUCAGACCUGAAGGAAAUGUUGAAGUGCGGCACACUCAAAAAAGAGUCAAGUAGCUCUGAAAGUGAUAUACCCUCCAAAGUGCUAUCAUCAAAAAGUAGCGACCACAAAAUGCUCUCUUCGGCCAGUGUUCCCUUUAAACUAGAAUCGUUGAACACAACAAGCAGUGAACAAAACACCAGCGGUUUUAGUGAAUCACUACCGAAUCUAGCACCACCACCACAGUUCGGCUCUGGUUCGGGACAAAAGAGGAAGCUUGUGCUUAGCAACUCUACGUCGUCGCUAAGUGAGGAAAGUGGUUGGGUCUCUAGCCGACGCAGUUCACUGGGGCCGUCUAGCCCUGAAACAAUCACAAAUAAUGAAAAAAACGAGAAAAAAGAACAAGCACAUAUCAACGGUAUGGAGACACGGCUCAAUGGUGAGCAACUACGUCUCAAAUUACAACAAUUAUUAGAUCAGCAAAAUCAAAAGACCAUCAAAAAACACAAUUCAGCGAAGCAUGCGAAUCAAAAUCACAAACUCAACACGACCAGUAAUGAAAUAUCUAUUCAUCGCAAAGUAUCAUCAGUAACAUUAAAGAUGAAACCCGAUUACAGUAGAACCGAAUUGCAUUUACGCCGUCAUUUCCAGCAUUUGCCGAAUGGCGAGUCGACGGAAACGGAUGAUUUAGAAAUUCCCUCACGAAGGGAACGCUCGAAACAUAACAAACAUGAAAAAUCGAAAUCAGACUUUGAUUUGGCUAGUUUAAAAGAAAACACACCACUAGAAAAUGUGCGAGUGCCCCCGCCCCAACAGUUCCAAGACGACCUACUACCGCCAGACGAGUUUCGCGAUCCACCCUUGCUGGAUGCACAUGAAAAAGAUGCCAUAAGGAAGAUGAAGUCCAACAACACGACAACUACAGACAUGUCCAAAAAUAACAGCAGCAAGAAAAAUAAUACACACUUAACAACGUCAUCAAAAACUCAUCCCAUCAACGAAAUUCAAAUGUUGCCAACACAAAUUCCAAAAAUGAAACCAAAGCACAACCAAAAUUUAAAGUUCAGCCCGAAAAAGAAUCGUCCAAUACAUACAGUGGUUAUGCAGCCACAAAAUCCAAAAGGCAUGCAACAACCUUCGCCUACUACGACACUUAUUGCCACACCGUCCCACAUAAAGGGCAUGGUCCAGAAGCAAAGCCUACUGGAGGACCUGGUGCCCUCACACGCCAUUGAUAACCCUGUCUAUCACAUUUACGAAUCACUAAAACCCAUAAAUACACCCGCCAUCUUUACAAAGAAACCUUUAUUGAAGUCCCACAGCAUCAUCGAGCCCAAACACAUUCAUGGCGAACAACUCUACAACAGUUAUUGUAAGUCGGCAGCGCAUCAACACGUCACAAACGUUAGCAACGCCGCUGCACACAACGGCCACAGCCAUGAUCACACAACGCAUUCUCAUUCCAUCGAAUGCACCGAAGACGAGGACAAAGAAAACACAGGUAACGCCCAAAACCAAGUGCGGAUUGCGCGCACCGAUAGUCAAAAAUCGAAUAGCUCUCAGUUGUUAACAAAACGAACCAAAACCGAGGGUGUCGGCAGCAGUAGCAAGGAAACAAACAUUUCACUCAUGGAAUUUGAGAAAUAUCGCGAGGAGUUUCGCAAACAAAUCAAAUACACCGGAAGCAUUUAUUCGGACUUCAUAAAGUUAGCGUCCGAACUGCCAUACUUUAGCAUUAGCGACGAGUACCGCACUUUUUCGCCCAAAGGUAUGCAUUUAAUUAUCUGUGUUCAUGGAUUGGAUGGGAACGCAGCCGAUUUGCGACUGGUGCGAACCUAUCUGGAAUUGGGACUACCCGGCGCCAAUUUAGAGUUCCUCAUGUCGGAACGCAAUCAAGGUGACACCUUCUCCGAUUUCGAAACAAUGACCGAUCGGCUUGUUGCUGAAAUACUUUAUCAUAUCGAGACGUGCGGUUUGAAUCCAACGCGUAUUUCUUUCGUCGCACACUCACUAGGUACGAUCAUUGUGCGUAGUGCUUUGGCACGCUCUCAAAUGCGCCCAUUACUACCGCGCCUACAUACAUUCCUAUCGUUAUCGGGACCGCAUUUGGGCACACUCUACAAUACCAGUGGACUUGUCAACAUGGGCAUGUGGUUCAUGCAAAAAUGGAAGAAAUCUGGUUCCUUACUACAGCUUUGUAUGCGCGAUACUGCUGAUCUGCGGAACUCCUUUCUCUAUCGGCUUAGCCAGCGCAGUACCUUACAUCACUUUAAAAAUAUACUGCUCUGCGGCUCCAGCCAAGAUCGUUAUGUUCCAGCGCAUUCAGCACGUUUGGAACUUUGCAAAGCAGCUAUACGCGAUAAUUCCAAUCUGGGAACGGUUUACAGGGAAAUGAUUCAUAACAUAAUCACACCAAUACUGGCACGUCCCGAAUUAAAUUUGGCCCGUUACGACGUCCAUCAUGCGCUUCCGCAUACGGCAAAUACGCUCAUCGGUAGAGCAGCGCAUAUUGCUGUACUCGACUCGGAAUUAUUUAUAGAGAAGUUUCUAUUGAUAGCUGCUUUGAAAUAUUUCAGUUAACCAGAAAAACCUAGCAGAUCAUUAAUUUAAAAAGAGCCAAUUGAAACGGAAUACAAAAAUGGCUAUUAAAUAACCAGAUUGACGAUCUUUGACAUUUUAUUUUAAUUUCGUACAGUUAAUCUGAUUAAAAUUCGAAUGUGACAGACAGUCGUUGCGCGGAUUAGUGAACAGCUGAUUUUUUUUUAUCAGCAAAAGAUGAACCGCAGGCAGCAAAUACGCUGCGCUGAUAC